Messenger RNA from Soboliphyme baturini, 1206 nucleotides. The record is from the annotation of a GenBank genome assembly. Lineage: Eukaryota; Metazoa; Nematoda; Enoplea; Dioctophymatida; Soboliphymatidae.
AUGUUCAGACUUUCGCCUGGAGUAAGAGCGGUUCACAAUCGAGGCCAUUGCACUUGUCCGACGUCCGCAUUUGGUUCUCAGGUUGCCAUCGUUGAACGGAGGCUACCGCAGCGAUCGAGAGAAAACGCAACGCGUCCUUCGAUGGCCGUCGCCGCGACAGUGGUCAAUAAAUCGGCGAUGAUCGCCAUCGCCUUUGGAACCGGCGUUUUCGCAUUCUACGUAUUCAGGAAGACGUGGCUGGCGGGACUCAAACGUGUUUGGUUUGCCGUGUCCAAAGGCAUGGGCAACGAUGCUUCGAAGGCAGGCGGUGGCACGAAGACCGCCGGAAAGAAGAUGUCGUUGAAGAACGGCGUCAGUAGACCGAGCUGCGAUGGCAGUGCCGCCAAUGCCGAGGAGAAGCAAUCGUUGCUGCUUACCCCGUCCACCAGGACCGUGGGUGACGACGGCUCGAACGUCGCUAUUUCGAAUAUCGGCUCCAAGUGCGAAUGCGACCUGGAGGAGACAGACGACAGCGACGAAGACAGCGGCGAUAACAGUGAGAUCGAAGCGAGUGACACCGCGGUCGUCGACCUGCAAUUUCAGAAACGCGAGUCGUCACUCGCCGACAUGCUAAUCACCUUGGACAGUUUGUUCCGCUACUCGAAGAUCAUCAACGACGAGGAGGCGCGACUCCUGAACACCCUGCUACGCCUGAAAGCGCCAGACACAUUGCUGAAGGUGCUUACCACUCUCAGCAAUCUCGCGACAUUCACUCUUAAUCAGAACUUGCUUCGGCAGCUGGGUGUAUUGAAAUCGUUGACAGAGCUACUUGACGACUGCACUUUGACCGACGCAGAGAAACUUAUGCUCGUCCAAUGUAUUGGCAACAUCGCCGUUAACCAGUCAAACAACAAGUAUUUGCAGGCUGUUCCAUGUCUCGUUGCACUGCUGGACAAGGAAAAGCAGUCGCCUGAUGUGAUCGUUCGUUCGCUCAAUUACUUGACUAAUUUGUACAAAAUGGCUGAAAACCCCGAAGUGAUUCAUCACGUGCUGGACAGACAGCUGCUACCUCUUUUGAACUCCUCUCCUACUAACCUACUGCCAAAGACGACAGUCGAUCAGCUGAAUGAUCAGCUGGUGGCUCUUCAUAAUUACCCAGACUCAGAAAUAUCUGACAGAGUCGACUAUUUAAUGGAACUGGUGGAAGAGUAUUACUGUGACAACUGA